Molecule: messenger RNA, 1610 nt
Organism: Brachypodium distachyon (stiff brome)
Lineage: Eukaryota; Viridiplantae; Streptophyta; Magnoliopsida; Poales; Poaceae
Exons: 2
Coding region: 276-1280 (334 amino acids)
Cellular component (GO): plasma membrane
Source: RefSeq, a predicted model, not a curated record
AAAGAAUCCGCCCGUGCCAAGGCUCUACACGUACACAUGUGGAGUGAGUGGGCACAUCACCCCGCAAACACCGCCAAAUCAAAGAAAGAACAACCCCGAACCUUUCGUUACAUUACACACGUCGCUGCCUUUGCCGCUCCCGUUUAAAAGCCACUACUACCACCACCAGGGCACCACCAAAUUGUCAAUCUAAACGCCGAGCUCUCUCCCCAGUCCCCACGCCUCAAAGCCAACCGGACAGAACGCGCACGCACGGGCACGGCGGCACGUACGCAAUGCAGGUCCUCCGGCUGCUGGCGGCGCGGCGUUUCCGGCGCCGCGCGGUGUCGACGAUCACCGCGAGCGCGACGGCGCCGGCCACCCCGUGCGGCUGCGGCUAUUACGGCUACGGCGAGGACGAGGGCCCGUUCUUCGACCUCGACCUCUCCUCCUGCUGCUCCGCGCCGGCGUCCAGCGCCGAGUCCGGCUCCGAGUCCGAGGACUCCUCCUCCUGCGCCGCCGCCGAGGCCGACUUCGUCAUCUCGCUGCAACGGAGCCGCAGCUCCGCUUCACACUCGUCGUCGUCCUACGAGCGCCUCUCCUUCGGCGGCUGCGGUUGGGCGCCCCCACCGGCGAGACUGAAAUUCUGCGCGUCAGAGCCCAACGAUGCCGCGGCACGGUUCAGCGCGAGCUGCAGGCGCGGGGGGAAGCUGCGCACGCUCAGCUUCGGGUCUGCCAAGGCCGCCUUCUACGGCGGCCGCGCCAGCUUCUCCCGGAGCUCCAGAAGCGCGAGGCUCUUCUUCGCGGCGGCGUAUGGCGGGCAUGGCGGCUCGCCCUUGCCGGACCAAGAGGCGGACGAAGCCCAGGGCCCGCCCUCCUCGGCCUCGCGUGACGUGUUCAGGCGGUACCUGAAGAAGAUCUCGAGGCGGCUGCGGAGGGUGGCGCCCGGCGCAGCCGCCGCCGGGGAUCUCCGGCUUCGGAAGAGCCGCUCGGCUUCCGCGGCGCAGACCUCGGCGGCGGCCCAAUCGUUAUCGUCGUCGCCGCCUCGACGGGACGACUCGCUCCUCGAGAAGCAGGACGGCAUUGCGAGCGCCAUCGCGCACUGCAAGGAGUCGCUGCACCGUGGUACGUACGUCCGUGUCGGAGUGCGACUCAUCGCUGCUGCGUUCGCGGAGCGAUCCAGGAACAUAAACGCCCUUCCAAGCGUUGAUGUAGCCAUGGGUUUUUGCCUUGCAUUCUCACCAUUUCGCUUCGGAAUUCUGGUUCCGGAGGAAGCGGCUGUGACCGAAGCUUCGCGCUGAAUUUCGCAAAGGAAGCAAGGAAAAGACGAAGAAUCCUCCCCAAGUACAAAUUGUUAAAGCUUGACGAACAUGCGGUGGUUUAGCAAGCCAGAGACCUUUAACCGUCUUUUUGUGUGGUGUGUUUGUGUGAUGGAGUGAGUUCUUUUGCAGUAGUUUAGGCGUGGGGAAAGAGCUCCUUUUAGGCUCCUUUAGCCACCUCCCACAUGUACAAGCGUGCAGCAGAUGUGUCAGUUCAAACCUUUUCUUUUCUUCCUCUGCCUUGUACACAAGAGAUUUGCAGCAACACGACAUGUAGUUAGGCCCUCGAUCCAAUCCUACAUUCUUUGCCUA